AUUUCCGCGUGAGUUGCUAUGGCGGUCUUUUCAUUUUAUCGGCAAACAAUUUUGCAUUGAUGUGAAAUUACAAUUAUUAAACAUCUUGUUAGGCUAAAAUUAUGUGGCGUAGAUAUUAUUUGCGUGAAGAUGUAAAUACAGGUGGACAUUCUAACACACUGAGAUGUUGGGAUAAAUAGAUCAAAAUUUCAUGUUAUAUUAUUUUAGUUUUUGUUUGUGAUCUUGUUCAAGUGCUAGUUAUCAUCAUGAGUUGUUACAGUAAAGAGAAUCUCAAUAGAAACGAUUACAAUAACGUAUGUAAAAGCCACUCUGCCAGGUCCGAUCGAGAAAUCUAUAGAAUAUGUCCAUCAAAAUUAAGCAAACGUGAACUAGAAGAUUUAUACUUUUCUCUUCUUGAGAACAAUUUGGAAUUGAAACGGACUGUGAAUGGACAGCAGGAUAAGAUCAAGGGUCUGUCUUCAAAGGUGCAGCGGAUGACCACUGCACAGCGGCUGCUGCAGACCAAGGAGUACAAGGACUGCUGUGUCGGCAGCAAGUUUGUCAUCAAUGAACAGAGAGAGUCUAUAACAGAACUGAGACGUGAGAACCAGAAGCUGUCGGACAAACUGCAGCAGUUAAACAUGAGGAUGUGCUCAGCGAAGCAGUUCCACAAGAAGUCACCGUCACAACCUUCCACGUCCAGGUGUGUGCGGUGUGCUACUGUCACCACCGGACAACCAAUGAUGAGAAGAAACAAUGACAAGUCGAGUGAAGCUGUUCCCAAGAUGGCCACCUCCAUGCAUUGUGAUGAAGCCCCAAUGAGUGCGAAAUCCGCGCAGACAGAAGACGUCCCUAAAAAAGGGUGCACCGUCGAACGAUCAUGUGAUGAAAACAAAUGUAAAACUGCCAUGCAAGAGUUGAAAAUGAAAAUCGCCGCUUUACAAGAGGAGCUAAGCUUGGUCCACGAGGACUACUCGGCGCGGCUGACGCGGCUGGAGACGGAGGUGAUGGACGUGCGGCGCGAGAACGCGCGCGUCGCGGGCGAGCGCACCGCCAGCCUGCACCAACUCGAGACCGAGAUGCAGAAGAACGGAGAGGUCAUGGCGGAGUAUAGGACUGCUGAGGCUAGAUGCGCGGAACUGGAAGCGGAACUAGCAAUAGAGCGGCGCAAGGUGGCUGAGCUAGAGACUCAGCUGAAAGCCGCCAACAUGUCCGACAAGGUCAACAGGACUAUAGAGGACCGUCUCACCAGUAUUAACGAAAUUAAUGGCCCUACCAAAUCUGCCACCGGUGGCACUCCUAGAAGCACUAUCAGUGGAAUGGCUACCCAUAGAACUUCCAAUGGCAUCACGAAAGCCUCUACCAAAGGCAUAACGAGGGCUACCAGCGGUGCCCUGUCCAGAACUAUGACUAGUUCUACCACCAGAACUUCCGGCGCUACCAAAUCUACCACUAACGGCAUUACUAAAACUACCACCAAAUCUACCACUAAUGGUACCGCCAAAUCUACCACUAAUGGCACUACCAAGGCUAAAGCCCCCUGCUGCCCCGGGCCUGCCAUCGCUAAUGUUGUUCCUCAAGCUACUGCCACUACAGAUACUACCUCCAAAGAAAUCACCGAUGCCAAUGCCACAACCGAAACCGCCACCAAAGAAAUCACCGAUGACAAUAUUAGUACCAAGGCCACCAUCGAUGACAAUAUUUCUCCCCAGGCCACCGAAACCACCGAUGACAAUAUCCCUACUAAUGCUACCACCGAUGACCCUUUGAUUGCCACCAAAACGGCAACCACCGAUGGCACUGGCUCUCCUACACGCGAUGCACAAGAAACAGAGGACAGUUCAUCAAAAGUCACUUGUCAAUGUAUAGAACCUAGCGAGGAAAAGCCCUCUACUACAGCACGCGAAUCCGUUACUAUCGAGGAAAAGCCCACUACUACAGCACGUGAUUCCGUUACUACCGAGGAAAAGCCCACUACUACAGCACGUGAUUCCGUUACUACCGAGGAAAAGCCCACUACUACAGCACGUGAUUCCGAUACUAAAGGGACGAGAGCUAAAGAUUGUGACUGUGGCUCAGGCGAAAUGUUGGAACCAGAGCUUGCGGGUGCUUCCUCUACGUCUGCUACUAAAUGGAAUGCUUGCAUCCGCCUGGUCCUACAUGGUAUCCACGAUAUGUUGCAGGGUGAUGCCAACGGCACCAAAUAUGCCAUAUGUGCCUGUCACCCCCCACAAGAUACCUCCAGUUCAGACAGAAAACUCAAAAACUUAGAGUGCAGAUGUAAAGCUUGGCAGAAAGCUAUGGAACUCCUAGAAGAGGACUCGAGGUGCAGGAAGUGCUGCUACAAAGAGCUCGACGUCCGCGUCAUGGAGUCUAUAGCUAAAAAUGUAGCCCGUACUACUGCUACCACCACUCCUACCGCCACCGCUACCACCGCCACCGAUACCACCGCCAAAUCUACUGCAUCUACCGCCGCCACCACUACCACCGCCAAAUCUACUGCAACUACCACCGCCACCGCUACCACCGCCAAAUCUACUGCAACUACCGCCGCCACCACUACUGCUACCAUCGCCACAACUACUGCCACCACUACUGCCACCACCACGGCUACCACUACCACCACCGCCACCGCCGCGGGAGACACACUGGCCCCAACCAGACGGAAUGAGGCCACAACUAAAUCAUCUGAUGAUUCAGGAUACGCGGAGUCCAAUCGGAGCCAGGACAAUGAUGAACUGGGUAUACAUAAACUAAACAAACAAUUGUUGGCCAAAGUUCUGGAACUGCAAAGUGAAGUAGCAUCCUUGAGAAGGGCUCAGGAGAGCCACAUGUUAGAAACUAAGAAGAAGCUUGGUGAACCAAUGGCUGCUUCCACGAGAACGGAACGACAGACCAGAGUGGAACAAACCACGACUCAGACGUCGGCAAAAGUUGAUGAGGCUUCAACCAGAUCUGCGAAAAACAGACCAUACCAAGAUAUCGUAGAGAAGAGCGAGGCUAGCAAACUUGCCCGGCAGUACACGGCCGCGGUCACGCAGGAACCUGACGAUAACAUCAGCAUCGUCACUCAAUACAGACCCGACCUGGAACCGACGUCCGGCGGCCCGGCGUCCACACAGACAGACGGCAAGCUGAAAGUACUGAAGGCAAUGCCUCCUCUACAGGUGUCCAGUGCCCUCAACUUGCAGGCCGGACUCCUUAAACCAGAAGUUGUGGCAGACAAACCGAGGAGUACUCAGGCUACGGAGACUAAUGAUCCAAGUAAGAUGCAGCCGGUACACGAUAGGUUUAGAUUCACAGACACGGCCCAGCAGGGUGAACCGAGCCGCGCCACGGACCACAAGCAGGCUGACAGACUGGGCGUCGACAACCCGUUCUCGGUAUCCGCGAGCAGCCUGGCUAGCAACCCCGACAUUGGCGUGAUAAUGCAUUCCAAGUUGGCUAGGAACAGUGUCCGGGAGAGAGGCACCGCGGUGAAGCUAUACGACGGCGCCGACACUGAGGACUCCACCCCGCUGAAGCUGCCCAUGGCCGAGGCGCUGGUGGCCACGCAGGCCGCUACUGGGACGCAGGCUGAGAACGUCUCUACCCCGGAGCUGUGCGAGCAAUGUGCCGCCUGCACAUUCGAUAGAGAGUGUGCAAUGCGACGUAAGAAUACGAUUGACUCCGCCACCUUGAGUAUUGGGAAGGGAAGUAAAAAGGAACAAGCUCCAAAAUCCGACGAGCACAAUAGCUUGCAAAUACCAGGACCCUUGCCGACCGACAACUACAAGGAGAAGAAACGCGGCGUGUUCAGUCGAUUCUCUCUCGAGAAGAAAAAAGAUAAAUUGAAACAAAAUAAUAAACAUGAGGUUGUGACCAAUGUAGCGGUCGCGAAGAACACGAGCGCCACCGCGGACGGCCCCAUCAAGCUGCCCGACGUGCCGCUCAUCGACCAGCCCGGGGACGACAGCGCGCGGGACGUGCCGCGGCAGAACUCCUUCACCGUCAACAAGGACUCUGCCAACAUACAACGCAAGAGGAACUCGCAAGAUAGGCGAACGUCUACGGGGCUUAAAGACCAGGGCGCAAAUAUUAUGGAAGUACCGAAUUACGGGGAGCCAGUGUUCAGUGACCGAAUUGCGCCCAUCGUGGGGGACGGGUACAAGACUGACUACGAAGACGAACCGAUGAAGGUGCAGACUCAGGAGCAAGCCAGUCAAGUCUCGCCUGACUUGCAGUCGAUGCUGCGCGAGCGCGCGGGGUCGCUGCGGCGGCGCGACGUGUCGGUGUACCGGCGCGGCAGCGGCACGCUGUGCUACCGCGCGCUGCCCGCGGACUACGACCCCACCUGCCGCUGCCCCGGACAGGUCGACGGACACUGCCUGCCGCUGCCUAUCAACAAAGGUGUACAAGUGCAGGAUGAGUCGGCGACCCGCCGGGUGUCCAUAUUCUCGGAGCAGCAAACGUACUCGGUGCCCAACAAAGAGAAACGCAGCGCCUCCUUCGACAACACUGACUAUGAAAUGACCUACAUCUCCGAUUUACCUUAUGAAAAAGAAGUUAAGAGACCCGAUAAGGGCAGAGCCCUGUCCCCGGGCGAGGACAAGACGACGACGACCAGCACGUACACGGAUUCCUACGGCUCACCUACCACCAACUACUACUCGCUCAGCGAGGGCGAAGUCCCCACUUGUACUAAAAGGAAGGUCUCCUACCAACAUGACAAAUACAGACAAGAUGACAAUACCGGAGCCCCAAGGUCGGAGCAGUCCGCAGCAAAGAUGGAGGCCGCCCUGCGAGCUAUACAGGAGGAACUGGCUCGCUGCAAGUCCUUGCUCCAGGCACAACGACCUGCCGAGCAGUGCGGGCGGCGCAUGUCGAGCGGGUCCCAGACGUCCGUGUCGGACAUGUCGCGGCCCAUCGCCCUGCGGCCCACCGUGGCCACGCAGAGCAUCGGCGACGCCUGCGUGCCCAAGUGCAACUUCACACUGCACAUCGGAACCAUCGUGCUGUCCGACGAGGCGGUGCUCAGCUCCCGCGACAAGACGAUGGUGCUGACGUGGAAGUUCUACGACCAGAACGUGGCCAUGACGCGCAUGCGCCCCGGACGCGUCGUACUCUUCGACUUCUCCACCGAGUAUGACGUCAGAAUCACCGACCACUUCCUCAACUAUAUGAAGCAUGAGGAGAUGAAAAUAACAAUCUGCGAGCUGAACAAGGAGAACCAGCCGUUCGCGACAUGUUCCCUCCCACUCCGCGAGGCCCUCCUCCACACCAACCGGCGCGCCGACAUGUCGCUGGCACUGCUGGCCGGCCCGCGCCUCAUGCGGGUCCACGACGCACUGGACGGCGGGGACGAGGUCGGGGUCAUCGACCUCUGGUGCAUGCUCAGGGCCGAGGCACACCUACUGCCCGGCAUCAACCGCGCCAUAGCACAGCAAACAUCAACGCCGACGCUGGUCCAGUCCGCGGUGCCCCGCAACUCGCGCGUGAUGCCGCAGAUCCUGGACGAGGACCACUACAACGAGUAUGACCUCAACACCACGCCGCGCUCCCCUGAACCACCACCACAAUUCGACAAGAACGCCACCAGAGAUGAGUACAAUCGAACCUCGUACUACUGGAAUACGCCGAGAACCGCGCCGGUCUCCGUGAGUGACGGCCCUUUAAAUAUGAGGAGAGACGAAAUCAUUUAUGACCCGAGCAACUACCCUCCGAUGCGCCAGCGCCGGUUCAGUGCCACGUCGACGUCCACCAACCUCACCACCAACACUCCCACCUCUCCCUCGGCAGCUAACUUACUCCAUGAGAAUCCGGAACAUGAUUCCGGGAUAAUUAUUAAUGACGUGCAAACUAAAAUCAAGUCACAUGACGAUAUGAGGCAAGUUCUGGAAAAAAACUAUGACAUGGGCAGAUUGGCCAAAGCCGAUGAUGACACUACGUCAAAACUAAACUCAAGCUUUGGCUCAUUAAAAAGUACGGCCAAGUUACAUCGAAGAGGCAGCCGCUACCCCCACAAACGUGAAUCUCAGCGCGCAGAAUUGCAAAAUGAAAGGAGAAGCAGUAGAGCCACGGAUGACAAGUACGACACCAGCGACAUGGAGAUAUACAGGAAAUAUGAAAACAUUGGCAAGCUCAUAGGUCCCAAUAGGAAUGAAGCUUCAAAGAAGUGCGUUAAGAUCUUACCGAAGUAUAGCUCAGGGGUGGAGGAACCGCAAAGGGGCACAUAUCCCCAGGACGAAGACUACCAGACUGACGAGGAAGCAGUGAGUGGCGGGCAGCGCCUGGCCAUCACGGUGCUGUGGCUGGCCCUCAACGAGGAGUGCGAGGCCAUGAUCGACCCGCACGUGCAGCGCGUCUACGUCGCCUACACCUUCCUCGGCCGGGCGGGCGCCGAGCUCGAGACUCCCGUCAGCCUGCCCAAGCCUAAACACUAUGUUGAUAAGUGCUACUUUAACUUUAAGAAGACGUUCGAGUUAGAGGACACGGACCUAAUGAAGCUGAGCCACAUGGCGCGAUGCCGCGCCGCCAGCAAGAUGUCGCAGGACGAGCGGGACUGCAUCAUCUUCUCUGUAGUCAGUGAACCUGCUGAGGAUCCACUGGGACUCGAGAGCUGUGAGGAUAUUGGGUACGCGUACCUGUACCUGGGCGACCUGCUGGCGUACAGCGCGGGCAGCCCCGGGUACACGGAGGUGCUGCCGGUGCGCGCGGCGCGGGGCCCGGCCGCGGUGUGCGGGGUGCUGGCCGUGCGACUGGACGGACUCGACGUCGUGCGCCGCUGUCUACUGCUGGCCUCGCACGACGCACAUGGAUGACGUCUCCACAUGUCCAAACACUGCUAGCUACUUUACGGGUGUCGUCACUCUAUCUGCGCGUGGAUAGAUGUGUCAAUUGAUAGAUCACUAUCGGAUUGGCGGUUGGAUAUAGAGAUGACCGCAAGUUCUACAUUCCUAUGAUCGAUCCAGAACCAGUAAUUAUUUUGUACCCAAUAGUUUGUUUUCGAGUAAAUUAAAGUAACUUUAUUUAUU
Molecule: messenger RNA, 6992 nt
Organism: Spodoptera frugiperda (fall armyworm)
Lineage: Eukaryota; Metazoa; Arthropoda; Insecta; Lepidoptera; Noctuidae
Product: platelet binding protein GspB
Exons: 43
Coding region: 246-6779 (2177 amino acids)
Biological process (GO): non-motile cilium assembly
Cellular component (GO): ciliary transition zone
Source: RefSeq, a predicted model, not a curated record